AUGGCUUCUUUUCGCGAAGCACGAAUUGCCCUUUUGGACGCCUACAUGGACGGUCUAUUAGAUGACGACGAAUUUCUAGUACUUUGGCAAGCACACAAGUCAAAGAACCCCGAGUUCCCUUAUGAAGAACAUGGCCGAUUUUCCUUCGACGAACUUGACGAAGCAGAAUGCAAAGCCGAAUUUCGAUUUGAGACGAGAGACCUACCAGUCCUUGUCAACGUUUUGGGUAUCCCCAACCAGUUUACUUGUUCGCAGCGUACUGUUAGUGAUGGGAUGGAAGGAUUGUGCAUGGUGUUGCGAAUAAUGGCGUACCCUUGCCGCUACAGCGACCUUAUUCCCCGGUUUGGUAGGCCAGUUCCCGUCUUAAGCAUGAUCUGUAACUGCGUAAUUGAUUAUAUUUACGAUUCGCACGUACAUCGCCUCACUUCAUGGAAUUCCCAGCUGUUGGACCCUGCCUCUCUUCAGAUGUAUUGUGAUGCAAUUUCUAGGAAUGGUUCUCCUCUCGACAACUGCUUCGGGUUCAUAGAUGGCACGGUCAGACCAGUAUGCCGCCCUGGUGAGCAGCAGAGAGUGCUCUACAAUGGCCACAAGAGGGUGCACGCCCUAAAAUUUCAAGAGGUUGUCUUACCAUCGGGAAUGAUAGCCCAUAUGUAUGGCCCAGUAGGUAAGUUAAAUGAUAAAUUACAAACAGUUAAUAAACAACAAAAUAGUGCAUAGGUUCAGAUGUACGGUGCUACAAGGAGAGCAAUUCUUAAGGCUGGAGAUCAGAGAAAGUCAAGUUUGAAAUUGAUUCAGUACUUGCACUGCAAUAUGAUUGACUAAUUUGAAAAAAAAGCACCCAUCUCUUUAAAUUGUUCCUUUCUGUUGUUUCUACUGCAGAAGGCAGAAAGCAUGACGCGGGGAUGUUAGCAGACUCUGGUCUACUUGCAGACCUACAAAGGAAUGCAUUCUCCUUAACUGGCCAGCCUCUUUGUCUGUAUGGUGACCCGGCUUACCCAUUAAGGAUACAUCUGCAGUGCCCUUUUAGAAAUGCAGUACUAACACCUCAAAUGCAGGAGUUUAAUGCUGCCAUGAGCGCUCUACGUAUAUCUGUUGAAUGGCUGUUCGGAGAUAUUAUUAAUUAUUUUAAGUUUCUUGAUUUCAAAAAUAAUUUAAAAGUUGGCCUAUCCUCAGUAGGAAAAAUGUACCUUGUUGGUGCUAUCAUAAGAAAUGCUCACACCUGCCUUUAUCACAAUCAGACUUCUGAUUUCUUUUCUGUGGAUCCACCAACACUUCAGGACUAUUUUGUGUAG
Porites lobata is the source of this 1292-nucleotide messenger RNA. The record is from the annotation of a GenBank genome assembly. Lineage: Eukaryota; Metazoa; Cnidaria; Anthozoa; Scleractinia; Poritidae.